AGUGGGCUCAUCAGGAGGCGGGCCUUAAAGAGACAGGAGCUAAAACGGCCUGUUUGAGACAGAGGCUGAACUUAGGAGCCGCAUAAAGGACCAGAAUAUGAAAAAUAAGGAGUUUUUUGAACUGUAAAUCAUGCAAAGAUAUUCCAGUAGAGCUCCAGAAUAUAAAUAUAGACUUGGAAAUGUGCAUGAUAUGUCCCCUUUAAUAUAGAGAAGAUCAAUCAAUGUCAGCAUCUAAAGCGUCUGUGAUAUCAGCUUCAUUUAAAAAUGUAUUUCCUGUGGAGAAAUUCUGAAACAUCCCGAUUCCCACUGUCAAAACAAUCAAUGCCUGACAAAGAACUGACAUAGAAAUACUGGAUGGUUUUGUGAGUUGUUUGCCGGUGACGUGUCGUGCUCUGGACUUUUGUUGUGUCUGUCUGAGUGUAACUGGAGUCAUCUCAUGAUCACGUUCCCAACCUGCUGUAGACUGCAAGAUGAUGCUGUUUUGUAUGUUUGAGAAAGAAGUCUGAGAUAGAUUGAGGAUAGCAGAUUGUUCCUCUCAUUUAAGGUCACUGUGUGCUUGAAAAAAUCCUGACCUUUCAAAUCCAAUUGGUAGCUGAGGGUAAUGCAUUCGACUAAAUAGCCCACGGCAGAGGAUGUACUGUAUGUAUGUACAGUAUGUAUGUAGAUCAGGUGGAAUCAUGCUGCAACACAGGAUGUUUUUAUCUGUCUAACAUCAGAGUACAGCUCGUAUAAGGAUGCAGACACAGGUGAAGAUGUUUAUGGUGGUUUCCUUUGCCAGUAGCACAAAGAAGAUAAUGAGCAGCGAGUCCCCUGAGAAUAAAAAAUACUUUGUUUUACACUUAUGUGUAGAGUCUAUUUGUGAACGUGUGCAGUUCCAGUUCACCUUGUUAGAUUAAAUGUCAAUUCAUAUUAAGGAGGAAACAGUAAUGGAGGAUACAAGAAAGAAAGCAGCGUGUGCACGUGUUUCUGUGUGUGUAUAUGUGUGUGUGUGUGUGUGUGCAGUAGCUGUCAUUCGAGAUGAAUUAUUGCAUAAACUUUCUGUGGCUCGCUGAGAGACUGAUUAAAUGUGUGUGUGUGUGUGUCUGCAGGUGCAAUGACGAGGUAGAGCAAUGAGUUAUACUAACACUGCAACUCACUCUUGUUCAGUUGCUGUCUUCAAAGGGAAACAGCAGCCACCCAAACUUCUACUAAACAGUAUUUAUUAAAACCAAGCGGCAACUACCACCGCUUGAGGCUGAUGUCAAUACAGAAGUAAAAGUUAAAUGCUGGCUCCAAAAAAAAUCAUAAUCAUAAAAUCAUAAAAAAAUGAGUCAUAAUCGUCUCCAUUGCUAAAUUAAAGCCCUCUGUUCUCAUGGUCAUUUUGGAAGUUAUUACUCCGUUAAUAAGAUUUGAAGACUUAUAGUAGCUUUGAUGGCUGCCGUGUGGGCGUUGAUUGACAGCUGUGAUUGACAGUCUGCUCACCUGCUGUUCUCCCCGACGGCGGGACUCAUCUGAGUUGGACUAUUUUGGUAAAUUUAAUGUAACUUGAUUAUGAUACCUGCCCUGUUAGCACAGUUUAGCUAAAGUAGCUAACAUUAGCCCAUGUGCGCAGGGCUUAGUGUUCCUAGAAAGCUAGCGUUCGCUUUGGUCCAAGGUAACAAGGAGUGUUUCCUUGCACUCCUUGUUUGGAAGGUUCUGGCUCCAGAUGGAAAAGAUGGCGCUGACCAUAUGCUGCAACUCUGGGCUCCAAUGCAAACCAACGGUCGACGUCACGCCUUGCGAUGUCCAUAAUAACCCGAGAUCAAUAAAAACACAAAAGUCUCAUUGGACAUGGAGAAAAAGAGUGUUUUUCUCCUCCUCCAACAUGGCUGACACCACUUUAAUCUACUUGUAAGGCCGUGUUCAGACAGACAACAGCACUGUGUGAAAAAAUGCAGCCACCUUGUUCAUUCAACCGCUGCGUUGGCUCAGCAUGGGUGCUGACGUAGAGGGUUUUGGCCAAAAAUUUAACCCGGCUCAGCUUUUGCAGCACAUGCAAGAAGGCCUAUCAAAUAUAUACAAGCACACAUUCCUGUUAGAUUACUUUGCAACUUGAAUGCUGUAUUUCAACUGUUUGUCACUCAAAUACCACAAUGAAACAUAAAAUGAUCGUCGAUUCAGAGUUGUGAAAUCCUGUCCACUGUGCAGUGUUAAGCCUUCAAACUCUGAUAAGCCUUCAAACUCGUGGAUCUAUUACUCAAACUAACCUUUUCGGAUCAUAUUUCAUUGUCUCACUGAUGCCUGAACCAGCACAGCUCCCUUAAUUCGGGGCUGUUUCUGGUCUGACCUUACGCUAACUCCCUGACCCUUCGUCUCAUGAUGGUUAUACAUCCGAACAGAAAACCUUCCCAAACCAGACGUACAUAAAUUACUUUUCAAACGAAGAGACCAGAACUGAAAGAAAGUCAGAUUCAAUCCGCACAGACCAGAGAAUAAUUAGACCAAAAUAUGACCGUUCCAAAAACCGGUAGACCCGAACAGAUCCUAAUAAAGAGAGAGCAACGCCGGCAGCAGCAUGAUGCGUUUACCAAUUAACGAGCAGCUGCGGUCAAAAAUAGUAGCAAUACAGUACAUGCCUUUUUUUUUUUCCUUUUCACAGUUCACACUCUCCGUCUCGCCUCUAAAAACACAUUUUGCUCCUGUGAUGAUCAUGGGCGACCCAGCAUGUGAUCAGAGCUAAUAGCAGAGAUGCAGCCUGCUGUAGCGGAUGCCCAGCCUACUGUAGCAAGCAAUGAGCCUAGGGAUGAGUUGCCUCCUGAUGAGAUCGUACCAGGGGAGGAUCCCCAGCUGUCCCAACUGACCGGCCUGUUCGUCUCGAAGCCAGAGAGUGCAACAGCAACAAAAGGCAAGGACAUCACGUUUGUGGCUAAAGUGGACUCGUCCAACCUGACAAGGAAGCCAAACAUGAAGUGGCUGAAGGGGAAGUGGCUUGACCUGUGCAGCAAAGCCGGAAAGCACCUGCAGUUCAAAGAGACCUAUGACAGAAACACCAAGAUCUACACUUACGAGAUGAGCAUCAUCAAAGUAGUGGAUGGAGACGCAGGUGGCUACCGCUGCGAGGUCACCUCCAAAGACAAGUGCGACAGCUGCACAUUCGAAGUCUCCGUGCAGGCUGUACAAGAGGAGCAGCAGCAGCACAACAUCUUGGAGGCGUUUAAGCGAUCGAUGAAAAAAGGUGGAGAUGCAGGUGAGGAUGCUGGUGAUCUAGACUUCAGCGCCCUGCUCAAGAAAAGGGAGAAAAAAAAAAAUGAAACGCCCAAAGAGGAAGUGGAUGUAUGGGAAAUCUUGAAAGAGGCCAGGCCCUGUGACUAUGAGAAGAUUGCCUUUGAGUACGGCAUCACAGACCUGAGGGGCAUGCUGAAGAGGUUGAAGAAGAUGAGGAAGGUGGAGCCCAAGAAGAGUGACGCUUUCCUGAAGAAGCUGGAUCCAGCUUAUUCAGUGGACAAGGGCAGGAGGAUCCAGCUCUCUGUGGAGGUGGCUGACCCCAACGCUCCAAUCAAGUGGCUAAAAAACGGACAGGAAAUUAAACCAUCAGCCAAGUAUGUGUUUGAGAGCGUGGGCAACAAGCGGACACUCACUAUCAACAAGUGCAACCUGUCGGAUGACGCAGCGUAUGAGUGCGUGGUCGGGGAGGAGAAGUGCUUCACGGAGGUUUUUGUCAAAGAGCCUCCGGUCACCAUCACCAAGCUGCUGGAUGAUGUCCACACUGUGGUGGGAGAGAAGGUGGAGUUUGAGGUGGAGGUGUCCGAGGAAGGAGCCAACGUCAAAUGGAUGAAAGACGGAGUUGAGCUGAACAGAGAAACUGCAGGUUCGAAAUACAGAUUUAAAAAGGACGGAAAGAGACACAUUUUGAUCAUAAAUGAAGCCACGAAGGAGGAUAUUGGAAUGUACUACGCCUUUACCAACGGUGGAGAGUCAAAGGCAGAACUGGAGGUUGAAGAUAAGGAGCUUGAGGUUCUGCAGAGCAUAGCUGACCUGACGGUGAAGGCUGCUGAACAGGCUGUAUUCAAGUGUGAAGUGUCUGAUGAAAAAGUGACGGGGAAAUGGUUCAAGGAUGGCGUUGAAGUCAAACCCACCGAUCGCAUCAAAAUGACGCACAUUGGAAGGACCCACAAGCUGACGAUUAAUGACGUGAAGCCUGCGGACGCUGGAGAUUAUACCUUUGUACCUGACGGCUAUGCACUUUCUCUCUCUGCAAAACUCAACUUCCUGGAAAUCAAGAUUGACUAUGUUCCCCGACAAGAGCCUCCCAAAAUCCACCUGGACACCACCGGCUCAAGCAGCAAGAACAUCAUUACCGUGGUGGCUGGAAACAAACUUCGCCUUGACGUGGAGAUCACAGGAGAUCCAGCCCCAACUGUGUGCUGGAUGAAAGGAGACAACGUGUUGUCUGAAGCGGAGGGAAGGGUCCGCGUGGAGACGAGGAAGACCCUGAGCAGCUUCGUUAUCGAGGGGGCGGAGAAAGAAGACGAGGGCCACUACUCCAUCACCGUGACCAACCCCGCCGGAGAGGACAAGGCUGAACUCUUUGUCAAAAUCGUGGAUGUGCCCAACCCUCCUGAGAAUGUCAAAUGCAUAUCAGUUGGCGAGGACAGCAGCACGAUCACAUGGGACCCUCCUGCAUUCGACGGCGGAGUUCCCGUUAAAGGGUACCUCAUGGAGAGGAAGAAGGUCGGCUCGUCCAGAUGGACCAAGCUCAACUUUGAUGUUUAUGAGUCCACCACCUACGAGGCUAAGAAGAUGAUUGAAGGUGUACUUUAUGAGAUGAGAGUGUUUGCAGUCAACGGCAUUGGCAUCUCUCAGCCAAGUGCGAGCUCAAAGCCCUUCAUGCCCAUUGCCCCCACCAGCGAGCCCACUCGUCUCACAGUGGAUGAUGUGACAGACAGUACCUGUGCACUCAAGUGGCGUCCUCCGGAGAAAGUCGGAGCGGGCGGCAUUGAUGGUUACAUCAUCGAGUACUGCAAGGAAGGAAGUGACCAGUGGGUGCAGGCUAACGAGACACCGGUGGAAAAGAACCAGUACAGGGUGAAGGGUCUGCCAGUGGGGGAGAAGAUGCUGUUCAGGGUGGUGGCUGUUAACAUCGCUGGGCGCAGCCCCCCCGCCACUCUCUCCCAGGCUGUUACUAUCAGAGAGAUCAUGGAGAAUCCAAAAAUCCGUCUGCCUCGCCAGCUGAGAACCAAACUCAUCAGAGUUGUGGGCGAGAAGGUGAACUUGGUCAUCCCCUUCCAGGGUAAACCUCGUCCUGUCGUGACCUGGUUCAAAGACGGUGUGCUGCUUGAGGACAAAACAGUGGGAAUUCGUACCAGCGAAGUAGACACCAUCCUCUUCAUCCGCUCCACGGAGAGAGCCCACUCCGGAAAGUACACGCUGUCCGUUCAGAUUGAGAACAUGUCGGACAGCGCUGACAUACACAUUCAGAUUGUAGAAAAGCCCGGUCCUCCCAUCUCUGUGCAUGUCACAGACGUCUGGGGUUUCAACGCUGCGCUGGAGUGGAAGCCGCCCAAAGACGACGGCAACUGCGAGAUUAUCGGCUACUGUAUUCAGAAGGCUGACCUGAAGACCAAGGAGUGGUUCACGGUCUACGAGCACAACCGCAGGCCCAGCUGCACCGUGUCUGACCUGGUCAUGGGGAACGAGUAUUCUUUCCGUGUGUUCAGCGAAAACAUCUGCGGCCACAGCGAUGAAGCUGGCAUCAGCAAGAACACAGCCGUCAUUUCCAAAACAGGUUUGGACUAUAACCCCACACCCUUCAAAGAGAGGGACAAGACCAGUUCCCCCAAAUUCACAGCGCCCCUGGUGGACAGAAGUGUGGUUGCAGGUUACACCACAGCCAUCAGCUGUGCCGUCCGCGGUUUCCCCAAGCCAAAGAUCAUUUGGAUGAAGAACAACAUGAUCAUCGGUGAAGACCCCAAGUUUUUGAUGCAGAACAACCAGGGGGUGUUGACUCUGAACAUCCGUAAGCCGGGCCUGUUCGACGGAGGCAGAUACUCCUGUAAGGCUGUCAACGACCUCGGGGAAGACCAGGUGGAGUGCAAGCUGGAGGUUCGAGUUGUACAAGAGAAAGGAGAGGAGGCGAAGAAAUAAGCGACAGCACGGACCCGAAGAGGAUAAAGUUGAACAGGAAUAGUAAUGGAUUAUGUAUAACGGGAUAGUCAUGAAUAAAUAUGAUUAGAAUAGAUCACUGGUGAGGCUCUAAAGCCAGUCCCCCCCCCCCCCCCACCCCCCUUUACUCUAUGCUUGCCUUUCACCACCGCUAUGACGAAUGCCACAUCAGUAAUAUGCCAUAAAUUCUUACAGCAAGCUGCCACCUUGUCACAUCCUAACUGAGAGAAGCCACAGUAGUAGUGUAGUAGCACUGCCCCGCUGUGACCACACGCAGAUGGAUCCUUCUUAUCUGUGAAGUGGACCUGUCACUGAGCACACUUAUAAAACAGCCUUUCAUCCA
Thunnus maccoyii (southern bluefin tuna) is the source of this 6463-nucleotide messenger RNA. RefSeq names its product myosin binding protein Ca (gene mybpc2a). Lineage: Eukaryota; Metazoa; Chordata; Actinopteri; Scombriformes; Scombridae. The coding region runs from base 2707 to 6102 and encodes 1131 amino acids. The transcript has 32 exons. Gene Ontology annotation, molecular function: protein binding. The record is from RefSeq and is a predicted model, not a curated record.